This is a messenger RNA of Talaromyces amestolkiae, 1740 nucleotides long. RefSeq lists its product as uncharacterized. Lineage: Eukaryota; Fungi; Ascomycota; Eurotiomycetes; Eurotiales; Trichocomaceae. The transcript has a single exon. The record is from RefSeq and is a predicted model, not a curated record. Gene Ontology annotation, cellular component: cytosol; preribosome, small subunit precursor. Gene Ontology annotation, molecular function: ATP binding; protein serine/threonine kinase activity. Bases 1 to 1740 code for a protein of 579 amino acids. Gene Ontology annotation, biological process: maturation of SSU-rRNA.
AUGGAGUCAGGCGGUGCUACUCAUGGCUUAGCUGACGGCCAGCUUCCACCACAUCAGUUCGUCCCAAACACAGGCUACAUCAACAACACGCCAGUCGACCCCGCAGUCGAUAAUGCACAAGACACGAACGCACCACAAGCGGGCGAGGAAGUUGACGAGGAAGAAGAUGAAUACUACGACGAUAUUUUCGAAGAGGAUCUAGAAGAAGACUUUAGCUCUGCGAACCCAAAUGACUUUACGAAGUCAUACAACCGUCAGCGCCGGCUGAACGAGGCCAUGGCAGAUGCCAAUGUGCCGAAAUCAUCAUACCCAAAGACCAACCCUCAGAAGCCCAAGGCAAAUGUCGCCGCUGCUGUGGAUGAUCAAAUCACGUCGCUUUCGAAACAUGCCGCCAAGAUCAAACUCGACGACCAACAGUCGGGAUUUAGGGGAAAGGAUGGAAGAACAGUGGAUAAGAGUGAUCGUGCUACAUCAGAGCAGGUGUUGGAUCCACGCACAAGAAUGAUUCUCUUGCAAAUGAUCAACAGGAAUCUGGUCUCGGAAAUUAAUGGCUGUCUUUCUACCGGAAAAGAAGCGAAUGUGUACCAUGCUGUAACGAUACGGGAUGAGGAAGGUGAUGUCCAGACCUUACAGCGAGCAAUCAAGGUCUACAAAACCAGCAUAUUAGUGUUUAAAGACCGCGACAAAUAUGUUACUGGAGAGUUCCGCUUCCGAAAGGGUUACGACAAGAGUAAUAACCGGGCCAUGGUUAAAGUCUGGGCCGAGAAGGAGAUGCGAAAUCUGCGAAGGAUACAUUCUGCAGGCAUCCCCAGUCCUGAGCCGCUUUAUCUUCGACUUCACGUCCUUGUGAUGGGUUUCUUGGGAAAUUCGCGAGGAAUACCCGCUCCUCGUCUGAAGGAUGUUGAGUUCGAUAUACCAGAUCCCGAGACGCGAUGGCAGGAGUUGUACAUGGAACUACUUGGUUACAUGCGUACCAUGUAUCAAACAUGCCGACUUGUCCAUGCCGAUUUGAGUGAAUAUAAUAUUCUAUACCACAAAAACAAACUCUACAUAAUUGAUGUCAGUCAAAGUGUUGAACAUGACCACCCGCGCAGCUUGGAGUUCCUGCGAAUGGACAUCAAGAACGUCAGCGAUUUCUUCCGGCGCAAAGGCGUCAACACUCUUUCUGAGCGUGUGGUCUUUGAAUUCAUCAUUAGCAGCCAAGGCCCAGAGAUGGUGGGAGGCGACAAUGAAUCUAUGGUUACCGCGAUUCAGAAGUUGUUUGAGAUCAGAGAUGAGAAUGGCGGUGAUGCCGAAGGCGUUACGGACGACGUAGAUGCUGCAGUCUUCCGUCAACAAUACAUUCCACAAACACUCGAACAGGUUUACGAUGUUGAGCGAGACGCUGAAAAAGUACAGUAUGGCGAAAGCGCCGACCUUGUGUAUCGUGAUCUAUUGGCCGACAAAUCAAAAGCGGCCAUACCAUCGACCAAAGCUGAGACCAAGGCACAGCUUGGAGAAGAUGAUGAAUCUGAUCAAAGUGGCGGCGUCUCCAUUAGCGACGGCUCUGAUGAAAGUGCCGAUGGGUCUGAUGAUGAAGAUCCUUUUGCCAAAAAGGCUCCUCGUGGCAAGAAGCACGAGGAUAAAGACGCAAAGCGCUUACACAAGCAAAAGGUGAAGGAAGAAAAAAGGGAACAGAGAGCUAAAAAGAUGCCAAAACAUGUGAAGAAGAAGAUUAUCAACGCUACUAAGCGCAAAUAG